AUGACGCUGGCUCAAAUUCUCUUUGCUCUUCUAUUGAUUUGUUAUGCGUACGCAUCAAAAGUAUUCUAUCAAGCAAAAGUCGGCGAUCGAGUUGUUCUUGAUCUCGGACGAGACGUCGUCACUUGGAAACGUGUGCGUAAUAACGGCGAAGAAGAACACAUUAAGUACUGUAAAGCUGGCGAAACCGACCCGUGUUGCAAGGACUUCGUUACAAAGGACGGUAAGCCGGCCACUCCACCGACUAAGGCACACGUUGAUGAAGAAGGCAAGUUAAUCUUUGAUCCAUUUGUGGCAACUGACGUCGGCCUGUACUCGUCGCCUGAUCAAAAGCCUAAGGAAGUGAGCCACGAUGGUGUGGUUUCAGCGGUCCUCAACACCCACAUCUCCUUAGUAGUCGAGGAAUAA
Messenger RNA from Angiostrongylus costaricensis, 405 nucleotides. The record is from the annotation of a GenBank genome assembly. NCBI's taxonomy places the organism in Eukaryota, Metazoa, Nematoda, Chromadorea, Rhabditida, Metastrongylidae.